This is a messenger RNA of Euleptes europaea (tarantolino), 711 nucleotides long. It is a transcript of the gene SSU72, whose product is annotated as SSU72 homolog, RNA polymerase II CTD phosphatase. The coding region runs from base 12 to 596 and encodes 194 amino acids. Gene Ontology annotation, molecular function: RNA polymerase II CTD heptapeptide repeat phosphatase activity. Gene Ontology annotation, cellular component: mRNA cleavage and polyadenylation specificity factor complex; nucleus. The transcript is spliced from 5 exons. Lineage: Eukaryota; Metazoa; Chordata; Lepidosauria; Squamata; Sphaerodactylidae. The record is from RefSeq and is a predicted model, not a curated record. Gene Ontology annotation, biological process: termination of RNA polymerase II transcription.
CUUCGCCGGCCAUGCCCUCCUCGCCGCUCCGGGUGGCGGUGGUCUGCUCCAGCAACCAAAACCGCAGCAUGGAGGCCCACAAUAUCCUCAGCAAACGAGGCUUCAGCGUUCGAUCGUUUGGUACCGGGACUCACGUGAAACUGCCAGGACCGGCUCCGGACAAGCCAAACGUUUACGAUUUCAAAACGACAUACGAUCAGAUGUACAGUGAUCUGCUUAGGAAAGACAAAGAACUCUAUACACAGAACGGGAUUUUGCACAUGUUGGACAGGAACAAGCGGAUCAAGCCGCGGCCGGAAAGAUUCCAGAACUGCAAAGACGUCUUCGACCUCAUCUUGACGUGCGAAGAAAGGGUCUACGAUCAAGUAAUAGAAGACUUAAAUUCUCGAGAACAGGAGACGUGUCAGCCCGUACACGUGAUAAACGUGGACAUUCAGGAUAAUCACGAAGAGGCGACGUUGGGAGCUUUUCUCAUCUGCGAGCUAUGUCAAUGUAUACAGCACACGGAAGAUAUGGAAAAUGAAAUAGACGAGCUGUUACAAGAAUUCGAAGAGAAAAGCGGGCGGACUUUUCUGCACACGGUCUGCUUUUAUUGAAAGCCCGCCUAUCUCCUCCUCUAGGCCUUACUAUUGCAGACAGAAGACGCAUGAGGUCACGUUCUGGAACGACUGGACUUUUGCCCUUCUCCUCAGAGAGUGACUUUACAACCUA